Molecule: messenger RNA, 3263 nt
Organism: Hypanus sabinus (Atlantic stingray)
Lineage: Eukaryota; Metazoa; Chordata; Chondrichthyes; Myliobatiformes; Dasyatidae
Product: histone acetyltransferase p300-like
Exons: 3
Coding region: 5-892 (295 amino acids)
Molecular function (GO): zinc ion binding; nucleic acid binding
Source: RefSeq, a predicted model, not a curated record
CACAAUGUACAAAAUAUUACUAUCUAGAGUAAGUCUGAAAGUAUUCUCCCUUAUCAGGGACCUACCGACCUACCAAGGGGCACUGGACGCCCUCAAAAGACAGUACCUGUGGCUGGUGAACACUGUCUACGCAAGACAUUGCUUAGCGACGCAACAACAGCGACCCGGCGAGUCAAGCGGGCAGGUUCUCCGAGCCCUACAGACACUUGUGCGGGCUUGUGACUGCAAAGGUCUGACAAUGGAGCAGCAUUCGGAGCUCCUGGUACGAGACACCUUCGUUACGGGGAUCAGGUCAGUGUACGUGCGCCAGUGGCUGCUGGAAAAUGCCGAUCUUACCUUACGCUCGGCGAUCGAGACGGCCGACAUGCUGGAGGCUGCUCUGCACAACGCUGACGCUGCCCAGCCGCGCGAUCCCCUGCCAGUUCCGUGGACACUGCAGACCCCGAUGCUGCCGGUUCCCGCGAGUGAAUUCACCACCACCGCUGCCAGUCGCGAGUCCACGAACUCCCCGAAACCGACCACAGCUGCUGCCAGUCGCAAGCCCACGCAGUGUUACUUCUGCAGACUCGAAAAGCACCCCCAAAAAUGCUGCCCGGCCCGAGAAGUGACCUGUUCCAGCUGUGGGAAGAAGGGCCAUUUCGCCAAGGUCUGUAAGUCUGAACCAGGAGCGGGGUCGGGCAGCGCCACGUGUGAGGCAUGGGGGCGGCCAUCUUUGUUGGCACCACCUCGCCCCGCCCCCGACCCACCGGUGCUUACUGGGCACCAAGACGGCGAUUCAACUCUGGCCUCCGUGACCCUCGACCAAAGCGCUCCACACCAGCUUGCAAGGUCAAUGAUGGACAUCCAGGUGAAGGGGCACAGGACUAGCUGCCUGUUUGACAGGCAGCACUGAGAGUUUUAUUGAUCCGGACACGGUGCAAUGCUGCGGACUCGUGACACGGCCGGAAGUCUGCCACUGGGACCACCCUACCGGCUUGGCUGACAUCCCCAGGGCCAGCGCUGCUCCGGAAACAUGUGAGGGGCAAUAAAUACUUCCUGCUGGUCGAGAGGGUUCACCUUCUACAUGCGAACCCCCAGCAUGCCUACGUGGUCUUACCUGAUGGGCGGGAGGACAUGGCCUCCAUCCGCGACCUGGCGCCCGCAGGAACAGCAGACCACUACCCCGAACACUCCAUAAAAUUACAGAAAAUACACCGAGGGACUGAAAGUUUUCACUCUUAAAGUCAAGUCACGGUAAUAGCCAGAAGUGAUCUUCAAGAAAUGAUAGAGAAGUUGCAAACGGAAUCGAGCAAAAGACAAAAUGUCCUUUUAGAAGAGAAUUAGCAGAGAGACAAGAAUGAAGGCUGGAAUAUCAGGAAACCAAUAGGUAUUUGGCUGUAAAGAAAGAUCUCACUUUGUAAGGAAGUGCAGGAAAUUACAGGAGUGUUAGGAAGUACAAUCCUGAAUUGUUAUUGGUCCAUUAUUGUCAUACCGAGAUACAAUGAAAAGCUUGGCUUGCAUAUUGUUUAUACAGAUUAAAUGAUUACACAGUGCAUUCAGGUGGGAUAAGGUACAACAAUAAUAGAAUAUAGAAUAAAGCGUAGCAGCUAUAUAGAAAGUCAAUGCAUGCAGACAUUUAGAUUUAGAUCAUAAUGAGGUUGAUUAUAGUCAAGAGUUCAUGUUAUUGUACUGGGGUGUCAUUUCUUACAAAAGUAGGACCUACCUCGUGCCUGAUGGUACACCCCUUUCUAUCUUGUUGAUAUAUUUCUAUAGGUAGGUAACCAGAACUGGACACAAUACUUCAAAUUUGGCCACAACAAUGUCCGGUACAACUUCAAUGUGCCCCAAUUAGGUAAUGUUUAAUUUGUUAUGAAUGUACAUUGGACACAAAAUCUUUACAGAUGCUGAAUACUGUUAGUGACCAGUUGCAAGUACAAUUGUGAACAUGUUGUAAUCUUACAUAGUAAAUGCCUGAAUGUAAGCAUAACUAGUUUUGUAAAAUUCAGUGAGAAUACGUUUACCAUUUUUUUUCAAUAUAGAGCAUUAUGUUUCAAAUAUGACGAUAUUAUGGUGACUCCCCAUCAACUACAAGGAAAAAUACUAGCUCAAGAGGUUGUUGCAUGGUUUUUGCCUCUACAUUAUUUAAUUUUACUUGCAUUUCAUUUGAGACUGGUUUUGUUUACUUGAAAUUUUGACUUUAAUCAAGGGAUUAGUCCAAUGCUCUUAUAUAACCUUGAUCCAAAAGCUUAUUUGAUAUUAACCUCACAAAGUUAAUAUUGCACAUUGCUACAUAGACUCAAAACCAACUUGUGCAGAGUUUUAUAAUGUGCUGUAUUGUUAAAAAUAAUCAUAAACUAAGUAAUUAUCCUUCUCUUUCAUUUCUCAUUGGAUUUUCCUUGUCCCAAUUGACUUUUUAAUUUAAAAUUCAAACCUGAACUUCAGAAAUGCAAAUUCUGUGCAGCCUUCAUUCUUGGUAGCACUGUUUGUAACCUUAUUAUUUAAGAGGUCAGUUUUCCUGUGUGGCAGAGCUCAGAACCUUACUUGCAGGUUUCUUCAGUUCUGAUCAUCGUGAACUACUUUAUGUUGUACUGUCAUCAAGUAAACUAGGUGUGGUUCAUUUUUCUGAAUCAAAAACAUUUUUAUUAUCACUAACAUAUGUCGUGAAAUUUGUUGCUUUGCAGUAGCAGUAAAUAUAUCCAAAAAUAAGCAGAGUAAAAAAAGAGAAAAAAUACUGUUAGCAUUAAUUAUUCAUUCAGAAAUCUGAUGACAGAUGGGAACAGCUGUUCUUAAAAGCUGUUCAGAGUAUAUUAACAGUAUCAAUGGUUACAGGGAGAAGGCAGGAGGAUGGGGACAAGAACAAUAAUAAAUCAGCUAUGAAGGAAUGACAGAGCAGACUAGAUAGGCUGAAUAGCCCAAUUCUGCUCCUAUGUGUUAUGGUGUGCUGUAUGACUCUGACUUCACAUUUGUUUAAUACCUCCAUCAUUUCUUUAUCCUGAUUAUUUUUGUCUCAUCCCACAAAGGCCUCAUAGCAAUUUUUGAUAAUCCUUUUCUUAUUAUAGGUCUAGAAAGGCUUACAGUGUAUUUUUAUGUCUGUCAACUGAUUCAUAUUCCACUUUUCCUUUGUUAAAUUCCCAAGGUCCUUUGCUACAGUAUUAAAAUGUCAAAAUAUCCAGAAUAAUUUGCUCUUUUUGGUGACAUAUGAUUUUUUUUCCUUUUGAUACAGUAUAACAAUAGGUUUAACUUAUUAGUCGUGGUUGGAUCUCUUAACUUCAAAGGGAUGUAUA